AUGAUUACACGCAUCAACUCAGUACCACCGCCGGUAGAGGAGGCAGGCAGCGACUGUUUGCUCUGGCGUCACAGGGAGAAUGACUACAAAGCAUGGUUCUCUUCGAAGAACACUUGGAAUCAGAUAAGAAGACAAGGCGACACAGUGGAAUGGAGCAAGCUAAUCUGGUUCUCACACACUGUUCCUCGCGACUCGUUCAUCGCGUGGCUGGCCAUCCGCAAUAGGCUCUCGACUGGUGACCAUACUCAAAUAUGGGGCGAGCAUCAGUCAUGUCGAUUGUGUGGUGAGCCAAACGAGUCCCGCGACCAUCUCUUUUUUGUGUGUCCGUAUUCAUAUACGAUUUGGACAGAGCUCACAAGCUCUCUCCUGCCUAGACCAAACCCAGACUGGGGCAUCACAGUUACAAUGCUGUUAUCGCCUCGCAGGUCUAAUACUGACUCAUGUCUUCUUCGGCUCUCCUUCCAAGCUGUAAUACACAGUGUGUGGAGGGAACGGAACAGCAGGAAACACACAGGCGUUUACCGUACAGCUCAACAGCUCACGCGGUUCAUAGACAAGACUAUACGCAAUCGCUCCUCGCUACGUUACAAGAGCGCAGAGAAGUGCAGUGCUCUGAUGAUUCGUUGGAUGGGAAGGAAUGAGUAA
This is a messenger RNA of Brassica napus (rape), 645 nucleotides long. RefSeq lists its product as uncharacterized. Bases 1 to 645 code for a protein of 214 amino acids. The record is from RefSeq and is a predicted model, not a curated record. Lineage: Eukaryota; Viridiplantae; Streptophyta; Magnoliopsida; Brassicales; Brassicaceae. The transcript has a single exon.